AUGUGUGCAUGCGCCUUCCUUUUUGUAGAGUGCACAAUUCUGCUGCAAUCAGAAAUUGUAGUCGAUAAUAACCCCUCCAAGAGUGUAAAUACCAAAGAGCAGAUUAUUUCUAUUACAGCUGAGAAAACAAGUGCUACUGAUGCGCGUGGCUCUACCUCCUUAAAGUCACCAAAAGGUGCACAGGAGAAGGCUAAUUUUUUGGGAAAAGGUGGAGAACAGCCUUAUGUCUACCAGACCAAUGUGUAUGCACCACAGCCACAGACAGUCUAUUCUGGAGGAUACAUCAAUCCUUCAGGGCAAUGGGAAGAGUAUCCCUAUUAUGUGAGUAUGGAAGGACUCCAUUCUGCGUCACCUUCAAUCAUGCUAUCUCCUGGGUAUGCGAACAACCCCCAAAUGAUGUAUGGAGCUUAUUCUCCUGUUGCAACUGUUGAAGAGGGCCAGUCCUAUUCCCCUAUGCACUUCCCCUUCUCAUGUCCUUACUAUCAGCCACCGGCUUCUCUUAGUAUGGGAUACUCAAAUUCUAGUACUGGAAUGUCUCAAGGAGACCCUAUGCUUCAGCAAGAGUACUUUCUUCCUGAUGGUCUUCUCUAUUCACCCACAACUGUGUACCACCAACCAUUUGAGUCAUACAACAGAGAUCUGUCAGAGCCAUUUCAAACUAAUUGUGAGUUUCUUCCGCAGCGGCAACACAACCAAACAAUGCUCCGGGAUUAUUUGGGCAAGGGAAUGCACCAUUGGUUUCUGGAAUGUAUUGACUAUGCAUGUUAUUUGCAGCAGCAUGGAUCAAUGUAUAAUUCUGGAUCCUACAAGGCACGCCAACAAGCUAGUAAAUAUGGAGGCAUUACUCCUAAUUGGGGUUCUGCUGGUCGUAGAUUUAAUAAUUUCGACUACAACUCCAGUCAACAAAGGGGGAGCAUGCCAUUCAAUAUCCAGAAUGGUGCGCUGGAGUUUCUGAAUGAGCAAAACCGUGGCCCACGUGCUGCAAAACCAAAGAAACAAGACAGAGAGAAUUCUUUAGUAGAUGACAAAAGCGAGAAAACCACUCAACUUAUUGACAGUGAACUGUACAAUUGUCCUGAUUUUGCCACGGAGUACAAGGAUGCGAUUUUUUUUGUAAUUAAAUCAUACACGGAGGACCAUGUACAUCGGAGCAUUAAGUACAAUGUUUGGGCCAGCACAGCUAGUGGCAAUAGAAAGCUGGAUUCAGCUUAUCGUGCGGCCAAACAGAAAGAAGACCAUUGCCGUGUUUUCUUGUUCUUCUCGGUUAAUGGCAGUGGGCAGUUCUGUGGUGUUGCUGAGAUGAUUGGACCUGUUGACUUUGACAGAAGUGUUGAUUAUUGGCAGCAAGACAAGUGGAGUGGCCAGUUUCCUGUGAAGUGGCACAUUAUUAAGGAUGUCCCAAACACCCUACUCCGGCACAUCACACUUGAGAAUAAUGACAACAAACCUGUAACAAAUAGCAGGGACACCCAGGAGGUCAAGCUAGAGUAUGGUCUCCAGAUGCUAAGCAUAUUCAAGAAUCAUGAGGCCGAGACAAGCAUUGUGGAGGACUUCUACUUCUAUGAGCAACGGGAGAAAGCCUUGAAGGAAAAUAGACGUCAGCAGCAGCCUGGCAGCGCAGAGUCCCUGAAGCCAACAGACGCUAAGGCUGUAGGGAAUUCUGUUACUCAUAUCGCGGACUCAUUUUCUCGGAGUGUCCAGCUGAAAGAAAUUGAGAAAAGUGAUAACAAACGUGAUGGUGCCAUCUCAAUGAAUGAUGCACAGACAGCUACCAUCAAGGCCGAAGAAAGCAACGCAAACAAAACUAAAGGUCCUGUGGAGGAGAGCAGUUGA
Triticum turgidum subsp. durum (durum wheat) is the source of this 1833-nucleotide messenger RNA. The record is from the annotation of a GenBank genome assembly. NCBI's taxonomy places the organism in Eukaryota, Viridiplantae, Streptophyta, Magnoliopsida, Poales, Poaceae.